This is a messenger RNA of Fusarium graminearum PH-1, 783 nucleotides long. RefSeq lists its product as uncharacterized. The record is from RefSeq and is a predicted model, not a curated record. The coding region runs from base 1 to 783 and encodes 260 amino acids. NCBI's taxonomy places the organism in Eukaryota, Fungi, Ascomycota, Sordariomycetes, Hypocreales, Nectriaceae. The transcript is spliced from 2 exons.
AUGACUUCAUUUAUAACCUACGACAUCGACCCUCGCGGCGAUAUUGACUUUAUCUUGAAUUCUCCAAACAAACAGAAAAUCGUGCCAAUCAUCAAAUACAAAGAGGAUGAGAACUACCGUUUUGACGGCGACAGCGAUCAUGUUUUCGAAAACCCGUCCCUUGUUGGAAGGUACGCCGUCUUCAACAUUGAAGAAGAAGAUGGUCAGGAAACAUACAUCGACAACCCUAAGAACUUUGUCCGGAUGCGCGUCUCCUCCCGACACCUGAUACUCGCCUCUCGUACAUUCCGCACCAUGCUGGAGGGGCCAUGGAAGGAGUGUCUCGCUGUGGCCUCUAAAAAUCAGUCUGGCCCUGUUCUAAUCGAGACCUCUGACUGGGACGCUGCUGCUCUGGCAAUUGUCUUGGAUGCCAUUCACGGGCGUUAUCAGGACAUUCCGAAGCAUGUCGGUAUUGGACUGAUGACCCGAAUCGCUACCAUAGUCGACUACUACGAAUGCCACGAAUGCCUCCAGCUUAUAAGUGACAUAUGGAUGGCCGAUAUUUGGGGGAAAAACGAAGUUCCUGAUACCUUUUGUAAGAGCAGCCUUUUAUGGCUAUAUACCUCUUGGGUGUUUUCGAGGCCGAAUAUCAUGGAUCUCAUGUCAAGGGUCCUUCUGCAAGACACCCUGGAUCCCUCACACAUUAAUCUGAAGGACCUCCCUCUUGGUCAAAUUCUAGGUUUGAUAUCCCAAUACAGGCUCAUCAUGACUAUAGCGCUGACGCAAGACAGAAAAAAUUGGUAA